GGCUCGCUAAACCCGCGGUGUCUCUCUUGUCUUGCAGUUUUGCAUCGCCUUCUCCUGACCUGAGCAGUCGCCAUGGCACAGGCUCUUAAAGGCACCGUGGUUGCCUUCCCUGGAUUUGAUGAGCGGGCUGAUGCAGAAACUCUUCGGAAGGCCAUGAAAGGCCUGGGCACUGAUGAGGAGAGCAUCUUGACUCUGUUGACAUCCCGAAGUAAUGCUCAGCGCCAGGAAAUCGCCGUGGCUUUUAAAACUCUAUUUGGCAGGGACCUUCUGGAUGACCUGAAAUCAGAACUGACUGGAAAAUUUGAAAAAUUAAUCAUGGCUCUGAUGAAACCUUCUCGGCUUUAUGAUGCCUAUGAACUGAAGCAUGCUCUUAAGGGAGCUGGGACAGAUGAAAAAGUACUGACGGAAAUUAUUGCUUCAAGGACACCUGAAGAACUGAGAGCCAUAAAACAAGUUUAUGAAGAAGAAUAUGGCUCAAGCCUGGAAGAUGACGUGGUGGGAGAUACAUCAGGGUACUACCAGAGGAUGUUGGUGGUUCUCCUUCAGGCUAAUAGAGACCCUGAUGCUGGAAUUGAUGAAGCACAAGUUGAACAAGAUGCUCAGGCUUUGUUUCAGGCUGGAGAACUGAAAUGGGGGACAGAUGAAGAAAAGUUUAUUACCAUCUUUGGGACACGAAGUGUGUCUCAUUUGAGAAGGGUGUUUGAUAAAUACAUGACUAUAUCAGGAUUUCAAAUUGAGGAAACCAUUGACCGAGAGACUUCUGGUAAUUUGGAGCAACUACUCCUUGCUGUUGUGAAAUCUAUUCGAAGUAUACCUGCCUACCUUGCAGAAACCCUCUACUAUGCUAUGAAGGGAGCGGGGACGGAUGAUCAUACCCUCAUCAGAAUCGUGGUGUCCAGGAGCGAGAUUGAUUUGUUUAACAUUAGGAAGGAGUUCAGGAAGAAUUUCGCCACCUCUCUUUACUCCAUGAUUAAGGGUGAUACGUCUGGGGACUAUAAGAAAGCCCUCUUGCUGCUCUGUGGAGGAGAGAACGACUGAGGUACCAGCUGGAGAGAGAUCCUGCGCUGAGCUGGCCACAGCCGCCGCGACGCUGGCGACCUUCCUCAGCCUCUCACUGUGCUUGCUUGUAUGCCCGUGCCUGACGCAUUGCCUUAUUCAUAGUAGCGUGCUAAUGACCAAAACAUACAUGUUGCAGAAGAAAAAUAGCGGUGCUUCUUGCUGAUGUUCAGUAAAGCUCUUUCUCUUUGUCUUUUGUAGUACUGAAGCGUACUUACGUUACUAAAGUCUAAAGCCUGGGUCAUUUAGAUUUUCUUUUAAGAGAUCCGACUGCUUUUAGCCUUUUUAAAAAACUUCAUUUAUAUUAAAUUGAUAACUGUAUUUCCUUAAUCGGAACCUUAGCCUUAAAAUGAUGAACUCCUGGAAGUGUUAUUAAUCAAGUUUGCUACUAAACUAAACCUGAAAAAUUACGGUGGUUGCAUUAAAAGAUUAAUGAGAAAUAAACAUUUCCUUCCCCCUGAC
Molecule: messenger RNA, 1518 nt
Organism: Odobenus rosmarus divergens (Pacific walrus)
Lineage: Eukaryota; Metazoa; Chordata; Mammalia; Carnivora; Odobenidae
Gene: ANXA5
Product: annexin A5
Exons: 12
Coding region: 73-1038 (321 amino acids)
Biological process (GO): negative regulation of coagulation
Cellular component (GO): cytoplasm
Molecular function (GO): calcium-dependent phospholipid binding; calcium ion binding
Source: RefSeq, a predicted model, not a curated record